Molecule: messenger RNA, 2153 nt
Organism: Stylophora pistillata
Lineage: Eukaryota; Metazoa; Cnidaria; Anthozoa; Scleractinia; Pocilloporidae
Product: LIM and SH3 domain protein 1
Cellular component (GO): focal adhesion
Molecular function (GO): actin filament binding
Source: RefSeq, a predicted model, not a curated record
CUACACGGACGGUCAGCUGAAGACUCAUUGGAGUACUUCAUAUAUUUUACGCUUACUUCAGCGUUGAUAGUUAGUGGAGACAGUGAAUUACGGCGAAUACGAUAGGUUUGCUGCACUGAGGACUUGGCAAAAUGAAUCCAUCAUGUUCUCGUUGUAAAAAGACCGUUUAUCCGGUGGAAAAGCUGAAUUGCUUAGACAAGUAUUGGCACAAAGGAUGUUUUUCUUGCGAGGUUUGCAAAAUGACUCUAACGAUGAAGAAUUAUAAGGGAUACAACAAGUUACCCUACUGCUCAGCGCACUACCCCACUACAAAAUUUACAGCAGUGGCUGACACACCAGAAAACCUACGUCUGGCUUCAAAUACAAAGAAACAGAGUAACAUUCAAUAUCACAAGGACUUUGAAGCUCAAAAAGGGCAUUACACAGCAGUUGCUGAUGAUCCAGAGACAAAGAGGGCUCAGGAGAGCAAUAAGAUUGCAAGCCAGGUAGCAUACACUCAACACUCCUCAGGACAGAGUCGUCUCGGCAUUCAACAACGUACUCAGGAAGAAGUGAGACAAAUCCAGACUCAGCGACGCAUGUCUCAAGAGCAUCCAAUGGCAGGAGAUCUACCAUAUCAACCUCCACCACAAGCAUACAUGCCAGAACCUUCGCCACCACCACCAAAUCCUGCUCCAGUAUCAAGUGGAACGCAGAAAUAUGAGGCCAUGUAUGACUACACGGCAGCAGAUGAUGACGAGGUCAGCUUUCUAGAAGGUGACUUGAUCAGUGAGGUGACAGUGAUUGACGAUGGGUGGAUGGAGGGGCGGGUGGAAAGAACAGGGCAGUAUGGAAUGCUGCCUUCAAAUUACGUCGAACUUGUCUAAUCAAGAGAUGCAGCUUUAUUUUGCCUGAGAGCCAGAUUGUUAGUUGCAUUUGUUAGGGAAAGAAUUAAAAUAGUGAGUUGAACUUUUGUUACUGGUGAUGUCAGUAGAAAUUUUCUUGACUAAAAUUAUAAUAUUGAUGACUCGUUUAGUUUACUUUAAUUUUGAGCCUUUUGCACUAGAUGUUUCAAAGUUGUCAUAAAUAGGAAAGUACACAUGUAUGUUAGAACACAUGUAUGUUAGAACACAUGUAUGUUAGAACCUCAAUUAUUUUUGAAAUUGUAUUACGUUCACAAUGAAAAUGUAAUGUUAUUGACUUGGUUAAGAAAUCAUCUACAGCACUGAACCAGGGGAAUGUCAGGAAAGCAUGAAAUUAAUUAGUCACAAACAGAAAAAGUUUAAAUGUGACUUUGCAGUGGUUCAAAGAUUGUGAAUUACUACUCAAACCAAUCAUCCUCCAUUCAUAAUGGAAGGUUACAUUAUAGAUGUUGAUGGCUUGGGUAGUGGUGUGAGCUUUUGUAUAUUAAUGUUUGGUGGUCUCCUUGAAGAAUAGAAAGAAAGUGGAAGAUGGCGGAACCCUAUUCCUUACAUCUUUGUUCUGUGUUAGCCAUAAGAAGAUGCUCUCAUUUUAUGGGUGUCUGCAGAAAGAGUACCCUCUGAGAGAAAUUCAUGUAUUUGAGAUAUCUAGGUAACAAACAGUGAAGGAAAUUAAUGUAAUUUAAUGUAGGGUAGAAUUCAUGCCACAUAGAACAUGAACCCCUAAUUGGUGUUCAUUAUGGCCUGCUAAGAGUCAAAGCAUUUUGUUGGGGGGGGGGGUGUGCAAAAUCCCUCAAUAUUUAUCAUUUAAAGGUCAUAACUUUGUUUCAAGCGAAAGGUGAAAUAUUUUUUUUUCUAAUUAUUUUGAAACCUGAUAACAACUGAACAACAAGUCCAAACCACUUGUUUUUUCUUGUCAUCAGCCAUCACAAACUGAAUUGACUGCUAGAGUUGGUUAUCAAGUGAGACAUUUUUGUCUGCCACUAAGCCUGCUUUUCCUUUUCUGUGAAUGCUCAAGUAUCCAUGCCUAUUGAUCUGUAUGCAUGUGCUUGCACUUAUGCUGGCUUUGAGGCAGUUUUUGCUGGAAAAUGAGCAGUAGUACGCAUUUGCUUUUAUCAGUAGGGGCAGACAGGUCUUUCAACUCAAGGUUCAAGACAAAUCACAUGCAACAAAGAAAGAAAUAAGUCAGUGAGAGUUGAUGACUAGUUACUGAUCAGAGAUUUGGUAUCUGUUCAAUUUUUCUCUUUUUUUUUU